Molecule: messenger RNA, 654 nt
Organism: Oikopleura dioica
Lineage: Eukaryota; Metazoa; Chordata; Appendicularia; Copelata; Oikopleuridae
Source: the annotation of a GenBank genome assembly
AUGAGGGAUGAAACAAAUCCGAGCAGCAAUGGAAUAAGCCAGAAAGAAUACGAGUCGCUCAUCAAAGAAAUCGCGGGAAAAGAACUGACGAAAAAAGAACAGAUUCAAUUCUUCAAACCACCCGCUCCCACCGCUUUCUCUCGAUAUUACAAAGCCCCGCAACCAAAGAAGAAACUUUCAACCGGCAGACUUGAAGCCAUGGCUAGGCCAAGUACUCACACAGUCUUUCGCCAAGAAUCUGAAUGGACAAAGUGGUACAGGAUCAGACAAACAAGCCCUCAGUACGAUGUCGGAUACAGUCAGUUUAUUGCCAACUCUGUUGGAAUUUAUCCAGAAGCAGAGAAAGAAAAUAUCGUCAGGAGGGCAAGAAGGUACGAGCUAAAUUCCGCCUCCCGAGAACGCCACCGAGAACGAAUUUUGAACCGGCUUGAACAUGUCCGAAAAACUCAAAGUGCAAACGACGCCAAUCGAACUCUCCGAAACGAGAAGCAGCAGCAAUCUCCUUUUAACAAAAACCAAAGAGACCUGAACCCAUCGCUUCUUCGGUCAAGAGCGUCGAAAGGUCCUUCCCGACAGAUGAACUUGCUCGAACCAGAAGCUCUGUCGAUUCCCGUUGAUCCCUUCUGUCUGAAAAGACCGCGUCUGCCGAGAUAA